Molecule: messenger RNA, 1536 nt
Organism: Ichthyophthirius multifiliis
Lineage: Eukaryota; Ciliophora; Oligohymenophorea; Hymenostomatida
Exons: 5
Source: RefSeq, a predicted model, not a curated record
UUUUAAUCCACAUAAACUAAAAAUCUAAAAUUCAGAAGUUUCAUUUGUAGGAAUCCUCUUAUUUAAAAACUUUAAAUGAGAUUUUCUUAAAUAAACUCUCCUUUAAAUGAACAAGCAUAGCAACAGAUUAAUUAAAAUUUUUCAAGUGAAAGUCUUGAAUAGAAAUAUCAGCCUUUAAUAUAUUUCAAAAUAAUCGAAAGCAUAAUUUUUAAAUGCUUCCAUAAAUGGGCAAACUAAUUACAAAUACCUAAGUAAGUAAUACUUUAGAAAGAAAUGGCUUUAAAAUCUACUUUGUCAUCAAGAAUUUACGGCGAUAUAGAUGUAACAUUUAACUAAUAUUUAGAAAAGUUUAUUUUUAAAUGGAACGAUACAAACAAGAAUAUGCAAAAAUACUUUGAGGAUAGAUACUCUUAUAAUAGAUUAACAAUGCAUCCUACAGAAGGAAGAUCAAUCGAAUCUAUAAAACUAUAAUAUUAUUUAGAAGAAAGUUCUUUUUUAUUUAUGAAAGCUGCAAAAUUAAACAAAAAAAGAAUGGCGAACUCAUAUGAUUGUAUUGAAUUAAGAUUCACAGCCAAAGAAUCUGGUGUAAAUAUGGAUGAAUUCCCUACUUUAGAAUAAAUGAUGAGUUCUUUUGAUAAUUUUUAAAAAAGCUUUGAAAAAUUAGUAGAUCAUAUUAUAAGUAAAUUUAUUCAUACUCCUUUAGGACAUCCAAAAAAGAUGAAAAAAGACGAAGAAAUAGAUCUUUUGAUAUUCUGGGGGAAAUAAUUGAGGAAAAAAAAAGCAUAUAUAAGAAAUAGAAUCAAUAAUAAAAUUAAUACCUAUCCUUUAUUAAAACCAAGCUUUUUGGAUGAUACUACAUGGGCAGGAGAUCGUGAUGGAAAAAAAGAAAUCGAUGCUUUUCAUUAUUGUAAAUUCGAAUUAGAGUCUCAAAAAGCUUUUUUUAAUAAACUUUUGACAAAAUUAGACAAUCAAUUAUUAGAAGAUACUGUAAGCUUAGGAGAAAUAAGAAUAACGAUAUCUAAAAGUGACGGUUCUGAAUCUAUGGGAUCUUAUUUGGAGCCUUAUUUGAGCACUAAUAAUAUAGUUUUAUUAGAUAAAUUAUGUAAAGUGCAUAAUUUGGGAUUUAAAGUACUUUAUGGAUUAGGGGCUAAUGAUUUGGAAAGACUGGCUUAUCAUGAUAGUGAAAGUAUCAAGCCUGCUUAGACCCUUUAAGGAGGUAAUAUUCCCAAUUUUGUAAAUUAUAAAAGAAUUGUUAAAACACUUUUAAGACCAAAAAUUGACUACAAUAAGGAUUUAUUGGAAGAAUAUUUAACUAAUGGAAAAAAUAAAGAGUUUAUCUAAAAUUUCACUAAUUAUAUGCAUAAAUAGCACUUAAAGAAUUAUUUUGGAAUUCAUGCUUAGUAUUAAGAUUUUAAGUAUUACUCAGGAAGAACCUUGUUUAGAGGGCCAAUUGUUAUGGAUAUUCAAGGAAUUAUGGGAAGAGCUAGUGCUAGAGGAGAAACGAGGAUAGGAAAUUAAGAAGAAUAGGGGAAGUGA